AGUAUGGGCAGACGAAAAUCCUAUCAUAGCAAUUUUUUGUAUCUUAUGUGACGAUUAACAUAAUAACGCAAAUUUUGUACUGAUAUUUUAUAAUAUGAUCCUAAUUAAACUAACACAAGUAAUCGUGCGCUAAUUUUCUGAAAAAUUCUGUAAUCUUAUUGAAAUUUGUACAUGAAUGAUAUGUGGAUGAAUUCGAUGGGUUAAGAAGUGAAGAUUCAGUAGAAUAUUAUUUAAUCUCCGACGAGAUGUUGAAAGAAGUAUAUUCUGUAUUAAAACCACGGUUGACAAAUGCUCUGAUCAUCAAAAGAUCGAUCUAUGAAUUUCCCAGAUCGACUUUUCCGAAAGUGUAUCAUAAACCUCCUCCAAAUUUGAGCUUCCGUGAAAAAGUUCGGCUUGCAGUUCGCGAAUUCAAGGGCGAAUUCAAAGUACUUUAUAAAGAGCUACGGGAUAGUUAUCAUUUCUGGCAUACGGAACACAUCGUUCCGUACGAAGACGAUAUUGUGUGGAAAUUCGAUGGAACUGAGAAAUCGCUGGACCAAUGGAUCGUGAAUUGUGACAGAGAUUAUGCCAUCGGCUACUCGAUCGCCAAAUUAGACUUGUCAAGCUCUGGUACCGGAAUAUUUCACGGUGUAUUAGAUACCCGUCUACCCAAAGACGGUAAAACUGAACGUUCCGGUUAUUGCAAUAUAACAACUAUAAGGAAGCUAAAAUCUUUUAAGCGAGAGGACACUUACGAUUGGACUAAAUAUAAUGAGCUUGUUUUACGAAUUCGAGGGGACGGUAGAUGCUACCUGUUAAAUAUUCUUCAAAGGGGUUACUGGGACAUAACGUGGUACGAUGCUUUCAAUUACGUAUUGUACACCAGAGGUGGCCCUUAUUGGCAAGUGGUUCGUAUUCCAUUCGCAAAAUUUUUGCAUUCUUCGAAAGGACAGGUUCACGAGAACCAGUUUAGUAUGCCCGAGAAUCGGGUCACAAAUUUUGGAAUCACAAUCGCAGACAAAAAGCCAGGUCCAUUCAGAUUAGAAAUUGAUUACAUCGCAGUUUGUUACAAUCCUGAAAUCUUUGAAACUUUUGCCUACGAACAGUACGACGUACCUGGUAGAAAUUAAUAACAGUUUUCUUACUAAAUUAUCAUGAAGUGAGUAAUCAUUUGUCCAAACAUCAUUUAUGUACAUAGUAGAUGUUUAAGUGUCUCAUUUAUUGUACAGACAAAUAAUAAAUUUACAAAAAACAA
Molecule: messenger RNA, 1234 nt
Organism: Ceratina calcarata
Lineage: Eukaryota; Metazoa; Arthropoda; Insecta; Hymenoptera; Apidae
Gene: CIA30
Product: complex I intermediate-associated protein 30
Exons: 2
Coding region: 246-1109 (287 amino acids)
Biological process (GO): mitochondrial respiratory chain complex I assembly; mitochondrial electron transport, NADH to ubiquinone
Cellular component (GO): mitochondrion
Source: RefSeq, a predicted model, not a curated record